This is a messenger RNA of Aphanomyces astaci, 813 nucleotides long. RefSeq lists its product as hypothetical. Gene Ontology annotation, molecular function: nucleic acid binding. The record is from RefSeq and is a predicted model, not a curated record. The transcript has a single exon. The coding region runs from base 1 to 813 and encodes 270 amino acids. NCBI's taxonomy places the organism in Eukaryota, Oomycota, Saprolegniomycetes, Saprolegniales, Verrucalvaceae.
AUGCCAAGGGACACGACCGGUCGUGAACUCACCGACGACCAGAGGUCGGCGGUGUACCAUCGACUCCUGCAGCUCAAGAGCAACGGGCGUGUUGGCCAUGGAGAGAUGAAGAAUCUGAUGCAGUCCUUCAACAUCAGUCAGCAAACCAUCUCACGCUUCUGGCGGCGUGGAUGCGAGACAGCAGCUUCACUUGGAGUUGCAAAGGUCGGCUCCCAAAACAAGGGACGGUGCGGGAGGCCACGCAAGUACAAGGACGAAGACGUUCGAAGUGCCGUCACCAGUGCACCAGCUCAUCUACGCGACAACUACAGAACAAUGGCAAAGGCCACUGGUGUCCCCAAGACAGCGCUGUGGCGUCUCGUCAAGGCGAAAAAGUUGAAUCGGCGCACAAGCCGUCUGCGACCAAUGCUCACACCACAAAAUCGUGUUGCGCGGUACAAUUUCGCAAAGUCGUUCAUUUGUGAUGGUUACCAAGGCUGCCGCCAGUGGCACGACGUGUUGGACUGUGUCCAUAUCGACGAAAAGUGGUUUUACAUCACCCAAGUCAACCGAAGGUUCUAUCUUUGGCACGAUGAGCCAACGCCACAACGAAAGGCCCAAUCAAAGCGUCACAUAACCAAGGUCAUGUUCCGUUGUGCCGUCGCUCGUCCUCGACAUUACAGUGCACAUCGCAAGAUGUGGGAUGGCAAGGUUGGGUUGUGGCCGUUUGUUGAGACCGAGUUGGCGAAACGUCGAAGCAAGAACCGUGAUCAUGGCACACCUGUUACUGUGCCGAUGACUGUAUUACCGCUUUGUCGAACGCAUUAUGAAUAA